AUGGACAAGUUCAAAUUGUCAUCUAAAUAUGAAUCUGGUGCAUACAAUGUUUGGUAAGUUUCUCGGUUUUAGAUAAAAGAUUUUUAAAUGGGAAAUUGCAUAAAUUGGUUGGUAUAUUAUACAAACUUAUUUUUUUAUAUAACAUUAUUAUAGGUAAUUUAAAUUUUUAUAUCCGUAUAAAAAUUAUAUAGAUAUAAAAAUAUAUAAUAUAUAUAUAUAUAUAUAUAUAUAAUUGUAUAUCUGUAUAUAAUUAAAUAUAGAAAUUUGUAAUGUUUUUAAUGAUAUCAGAACGAUUAAAACCUUAAUAUAUAUUUUUUACAGGGUUUGUAUCUCGUAGAACUCUUAUACCUAUAUUAAAUUUGGUAUAUGUGCAUUAUACUUAUGGAAAAAUAAAAUAUUAUAAAUCUGUAUUCAAUUUUACUUUUUAAUUUAAAAAUAAUAAUAUUGUCAUAAUAAAUUAUUAUUUUUAAGUAUUAGUUUCUUUGUGUUACAGGAUUGAAUAUAACCAAUUGGCUGCCAUUACCAAACCUUUGAAUUUAGGACAAGGAUUUCCAGAUUAUGAACCUCCUGCACGGAUUACCAAUUUUCUUGCUGAAGUGGCGUCCGAAAAGAACUUAUAUUUUCAUCAAUAUACACGAGGAUUGGUAAUACAUGCUAUAAGUUAUUUAAUAAACAACACUUACAAAGCAAUAAUUACAUUUUUUUCUUUAGGGACAUGUACGUCUUGUGAAUGUAUUGUCUAAACUAUAUUCGAGUUUAAUAAACCGUGAAAUUAACCCUAUGGAAGAAGUAUUGGUGACAGUGGGUGCAUAUGAAGCAUUGUUUUGUGUGGUUCAAGGUAACAUAAAUGAAGGAGACGAAGCUAUUAUCAUCGAACCCUUUUUUGAUUGUUAUGAACCAUUGAUACGUAUUGCGGGUGGCACUCCUAGAUUUAUACCAUUGAGAAAUGUAAAAAUAUUAAAUUAUAUACAGUGUCAGCUGUUUAUACUAAUUACUCUUAAUUUUUGUAGACCAAACCUGAUGCGCCAGUUUCACAUUCAAGUGAUUGGAAACUCGACCCAGCAGAAUUGGAAUCGCUGUUCAAUUCUAAAACCAAACUCAUUAUUUUAAAUACACCACAUAAUCCACUAGGAAAAAUAUUUGAUUAUGAUGAGCUGACGAUGAUUGCUGAUUUGGCCAAAAAACACAAUGUUCUUGUUGUAUCAGACGAAGUUUAUGAAUGGUUGGUUUAUGAACCAUCUAAACAUAUUAGAAUUGGUAAUUUGUUUUUUUUAUAUAAAUUAAACACAUAGUUGUUAUAUUUAUGUUAGAAAUAUACACAGAAAAAAUAUGAAAAACAAUGUUUUAUAGAGAUUUAAUAUUAAUUUUGGGUGCACCUUAAUAAAAAUUUAAAAUUAAAUUUAUUAAUAUUCUAAAACAUAACUUCUCAUUAUAGUAAUAAUUUUCCCCCCAUUUGAAAAGUUUUUUUUUUAUUCCAAUUGUAUGUCAUUAGUAUGAAAAUUCAUAUGUACUAAAACCCACAAGAAAGUGUUUAACAAGGAUGACACUUUAAGCUGUCAUUUAUAGAAUUAUUUUCAAUUGGUUUUUAUUUGGCCAUAAAUGUUUUUCUUUCAUAUACAUUUGUUACACAUAGCUUCCGUGGAAGAUCAAAACCCGGGUUUCUUGUUUCUGGAUUUUUAAUCAAGGUAACUCCUCGCAUACCUGAGUCUUUCCAUCCUAUUUUCCAUGUUAUCGAUAGAGCUUCUACUGGAAAUGUAAGGUCCCAUAUUGGGUGUCUCAAUUUAAGCCUUUUAUGAGGGUGCGUAGUAAUAUCUCCAUAUAAUGGUAGUUUAGGGUUUCUUUUAAUCUUGUCCACUAUGCAUUCAGUAUGCAUCAAUCUACGUAGAUCCGGUGGGGCUAUAUUCUCCAACACCGGUAACCAUUGUACUUCAGUCGUUCUUAUUGUACCUGUAAUAAUUCACAUUGUUUGGUUUAACUCCGUGUCCACCUUUUUGCAAUGUGAACUCCUGAACCAAACUGGAGCACAGUGUUCAGCUACGUUGUAUACCAGGGCUAAUGCUGAUACACAUAAAACUGUUGCCCAGGUCGAUCCUGCUAGUUUUAAAAUAAUAUUAUUUCUUGGUUCUAGUUUAUUUUUUAAUCCUUCUAGGUGUUUUUUAAAUGUCGAGGCUCUAUUGAUUUUUAUUCCAAGAUAUAUAGGGCAUUCUUUGCUUGGUAUGUCAAUGUCAUUAAUUUGUAUUUUUAACUGCCUAUUUGCUUCCCUAUUAUUUAUAGACCAGUGCCACUAUUUUGUUCGGGUUUAAGGUUAGGUACCAUCUUUUGAAAUAAAUGUGUAAUUUGUUGUGGUCUUGAUUUAGUAUGGUUUCUACUGAUUAUAAAGUAUCUAAAGCUUGGGCAACCAGUGCUAUGUCAUCUGCAUACAUGAAUUUCCUUGCGAUUGUUUCUGUUAUGUCGGAAAUGUCGGAACUGAAGAGCACUGGCAAAAGCGCGUAGCCUUGAGGCAAUCUAUUUUGGAGGUAUCUGUUUUUGCUGGCUUUACCCUUGAGAAAAACUUUUAAUUUUCUGUUCAAUAGCAUGCAUUCCAAUAGUUGUUGUGUCUUUUUGCAUUUUACUAUUUUAGCCAUCUUGAGUAGUAAUCCUCUCUUCCAGACCGUGUCAUACGCUGAGGACAGGUCAAAGAAGACUGCUCUGGAAACCGUUUUCUACAUGUGUGGUAAAGGCCAACACUUGGUCACAGCAGAUUCUAUUCUUCCUAAAUCUAGCCUGUUCUAUUGACAGUACCUUUUCUAUAAUUGGUUGUAAUCUUUGUAAUAAAAGUCUUUCGAAUACCUAUAGACUGUUGAUAAUAACGAUAUUGGUCUAUAAUUGUGUGCAUCAUUUGUUCGCUUUCCCGGUUUUACAAUGGCUAUUACUUUUAUUUCUCUCCAUAGUUUCGGUAUAACACUUGUGUUUGCUAUUUCUGUUGACAACUUAGCUAGCCACAUUUUCCCUUUAGGACCUAACUUUUUUAUGAAUUAUUAUAUUUGUAUUUUUAUAAGUCUAAACCUAUUAAAUUACUCAAGUUUUAAACAUUUGAAAUUCACUUUUUUAGAGGAUUUAAUAUGAUACAUAAAUAGAAAAAUAAGUAGAAGUACAUAAAUAAAUAAAUAUUACAAUCAUUAUAAUGUUGGUACCUAUACUUAAAUGAUUGAAUUUAAUUACAUUUUUUGAGAUAGGUCCAGUUAAGUUAAAGCUAUCAUAAUAAACAAAAACAUGUAAACAUUUUUUUUAUAUAUAUAUUGUUAAAUUAGAUUUGUAGGUAAAUAAUAUUUUGAAUAAACAUUGUUGAUUUUGUUUAUUUUGUUUUGAACUUUUUUUUUUCUACACAGUAUACAAUGUAUUUACAUUUAACAGUUUCAUCUUCUUUAUUUUUUGUAUAUUUUUCUCAAAUAUUGUAAUAAGUGUAAUAAUUAUGUAAAAUGCCUUAACAAUUCUUAAUUAACAACAAAAUAUGAUGUCACAAUUAUUUGAGAUUUGUAUCUAAUGUGGUGUACGUUUUUCAAUCUAUUGGUAGUGUAAUAUAAUAGGUAUAGUAAAUAUUAAAUAGUAGUAAUUUUAAAAAUUAACUUAAAAAAAAAAUACUAGCAGAUACCCCCUUAAAAGUUAUUGAUUGUGCCACUGCAAAAUGCAUUAUUUUAUUAAAUAGAAGCCAAAAAGCUUUUUUAACAAGAUAUAAAGUAGUAACAUAAACAUAACAAGUAAUACACAAUAUAUUAUAAGAAGUAGCUGAAAUUAUAUAUUAUUGUAGAUACUUGUUAUAUUAUGUAAUUAAAUAUAUUGAUUUCGAAAAAAAUUAAUAUGUUAUGUACUUUACAAAAAUAGUGAGUAACUCAAAUUUGACUGUAAUAGGCGGGGGGGAGUGAUGAGUAGUUGUUCUCAUGUAAAAAUAUGUAUUAUAUAUUUUACAAAUUGUAAGUUAAGGACCCAUCACAUACUAAUUAUUUGGUAACAUCAAAUUUUCAAUUUAAGGGCUACAAAUAGCUUAUAUUUUGACUUUUUACUGGGAAGGGAGUAAUAUUGAUUUUGGGAAUAGUCAUACAAAUAAAUACAGAGAAGUUGAAUGAAAAAAAAAAUUAAAUUUAAAAUGUGGGCUGGUGACACACAUCAAAAUACAAAGCUAGGUGGACAAGUUAUUAGUCAUUUAUUUUCAACUAGCUAAAGUUAAGUUAGUUUAAUAUAAAAUCUAAGUUAGAAUAUAAGUUAGUUUUUAAAAUUUUCCAAAUUUCUAACUUAGUUAAAAGUUAGGUGAAAAUAAUAACUUAGUGUAGAAAGUUAAAUUAUUUUUUUUUUUUUUUUUUAGUUUAAAAUAUAAAUUGAAAAAAACCAGUUUAAAUGUAAAGUACUAUGCAAAUUAAUUAUCAAGUAGGUAACUAACUAAAAUUAUUAGUGAUGGUUGAAAAAUUAAAUUGAACUGAUCAAAUGUUUCAUAUAGGUAGGUAAUUACUUUUAUUUCUUGGAAAUUAAUUGGAAUCAGUUAUUAGAACAAAAAAAUAAGAAAUAUACAAACAGUGUAACUCUAUAUUUUUUCAUAUUGACAUAAUCAUAAUAAUAUAAAUAUAAACAAAUAAACUUUCAUGAUAAGAUGAAAAAUUAAUGUAUGAUACAUAAUAAUAUAAUAUAGUAUAAUAUUACCUAUAUUGCAUAUAUUGGUUGUAUUAUAAAAAUAGGCCACAGGCAUGAUAUUAUAAUAAGCUAUAGGCUAUAUGUUUAUAAUGCCUCAUGGUUACCGGUUACCAAUUACUACUGACAUAGACAUAUAUAUAUAUAUAUAUAUAUAUAUAUAUAUAUAAAAACAUUAGAAUAGAAGCCCACUAAGAUCAUAUUAUACAUAUCAGUAUAUGAUCUAAGGCCGACUAUAAUUUGCUACUGAAUAUAAUAAAAUUGAAAAUACUCAAUAUUUUAUAGAUAGUUUCUUUUUGUUACUUUUUAAGUAACUAUCUAACUUAACUUCAACUUCUAAUUAGUUAAUGCCCAGCUUUGUCAAAACAACAAAUGACACAAAUUUAAUUGAUUAAAAUUUUACAUUUGAAUGUAUAUCAGCCAGAAUUAAAUAAAUCCAUCCAAUUUACAAACAUUUUUAAACAAUUUUUCAGCAACAUUGCCUGAUAUGUGGGAAAGAACCAUUACAAUUGGGUCUGCUGGAAAGACAUUCAGUAUGACAGGAUGGAAACUCGGAUGGGCCUAUGGUCCAUCAAAUCUUAUGAAAAAUCUGUUUGUUGUGCACCAAACAGCCAUCUAUACAUGUGCAACAACAGUCCAGGAAGCAGUCGCACGAGGUUUUGAACAUGAAAUCAAUCUCUUGGAUACCCCAGACAGUUAUUUCCAAAAUUUAUCCCAUGAAUUGAAACCAAAAAUGGAAUAUCUUUCCAAAGUAUUGCAAAAAAAUGGUUUUAAACCAAUCAUACCAGAUGGUGGAUAUUUUAUGGUGGCUGACUGGUCAAAAUUAGGUUUGUUAGAAUAUCUGCUAAAAUAUAUUUAUUUUUUUGUAACACUAAUUUUAUAUAUUUCAUGUUUGUUUAGAAAGUAAAUUGGAUUUAAGUUCAGAAACUGACAAAUACAAAGACUUUCAGUUUACAAAGUGGCUGUCCAAAAAUAUUAAAUUUCAAUGUAUGCCAUAUUCAGUAUUUUUCUCAGAAAACAGCAGACCAACAGCUGAAAGUUAUACACGAUUUUGUUUCUUUAAGGUAAAUUUUUUUAAAUAUAUUAAUUUUAUUAUUUAAAUAUUACUUAAUUAUUUUGAUUUACAGAAAGAUGAAACUUUGAAGAAAGCAGAUAGUAUCUUAACAGCAUGGACAAGCAACAUAUUAUAA
This is a messenger RNA of Cinara cedri, 5849 nucleotides long. The record is from the annotation of a GenBank genome assembly. NCBI's taxonomy places the organism in Eukaryota, Metazoa, Arthropoda, Insecta, Hemiptera, Aphididae.